GUGCUUUUAAGCUGAUUCUGCAAGUCCUCCUGCCCCAGACUGCUUCCUGCAACUGAAUUCAGGGCAGGAAACACCACUUCGCCAGUUGCCGAUGUCGCGGCUGACAGUCACCCCCGUCAGCGCCCUCACUGAUGAACCGGUGCACAUCCGAGCGACAGGCCUGCCCCCAUCAGUGUUGGUGACCCUAAAGGCAUCUCUGACGGAUGAGAAGGGGAAUCUCUUUCACAGCAGGGCCUUUUACAGGACUAAUGAGGCCGGUGACCUGGACCUGAAACGAGACGCGGCGCUUGGAGGCGAUUAUGUGGGGGUUGAACCGAUGGGCCUCUUCUGGUCUCUAAAGCCUGAGAAAGCUUUCAGGAGACUGCUGAAGCGGGAUGUGAUGAACAGUCCCUUCAGGGUCACUCUGGACCUCUAUGACUCAUUUGUCCUCCAAGAGCCGGCCACCGAGAUGCCUAAGGCCAGCCAGACAGUGCAGCGCUGGUUCACAGCCCCUGGGGUGCAGCGGGUGCCCAUUCGAUCAGGACGUGUGCGAGGAGCCCUUUUUCUCCCUCCAGGGGAAGGCCCUUUUCCAGGAAUCAUUGAUUUGUUUGGGGGCAUUGGGGGUCUAGUUGAAUUUCGUGCCAGUCUUUUGGCCAGCCAUGGCUUUGCAACGCUGGCAUUAGCAUAUUUUGCCUAUGAAGACCUGCCCAGCCACCUGAAGGAAUUGGACUUGGAUUAUUUUGAGGAAGCUACCGAUUUUCUAGUAUCACAUCCAAAGGUCCAAGGGCCAGGAAUCGGAGUGAUUGGGGUGAGCAAAGGGGCAGAGGUUGCCCUAGCCAUGACCUGCUUCCUGAAACAGGUGGUAGCCACUAUCUGCAUCAAUGGGCCCACUUGGGUCUCUGAAACUCCACACAAGUACAGGGGUCAGGUAUCACCAUCCACGCCCAUGUUCCUGGAGUCCCUACGGAUUGAUGUCUCUGGUGCUGUGAGCUUCCGCAACUUCCACAAGUUACACGACACAGUGAGUCCGCUGAACCUGCUUCCUGUGGAAAAGGCCCAGGGUCAGAUCCUCUUCCUUGUAUCUGAGUGUGAUGCAUGCCUUGACAGCAGGAAAUGUGCUGAGCAGGCGCUGGAGCGGCUACAGAGUCAUGGAAAAAGCAAUGGAAGGAUGCUGACCUAUCCUGGGGCUGGCCACCUCUUAGAGCCUCCCUAUGGACCCCUGUGCUAUGCUUCCUGGAACCCCAGCAUACCCUUGCCCAUGCUUUGGGGAGGGGACCCUGCCCUCCACGCAGCAGCUCAGGAGCAGUCCUGGGGAGAUAUCCUGAAGUUCUUCAGGCAACAUAUUGUUGAGACCAGAAGCAAACUCUGAGGGCUUAGGGUGGUGAGAGGGUAGGCGAUCCAAGCCAAACCACAACCAACCAAUGGAACCAACCAACUCCUUGUCUCCCAGAAAGGAUGAAGCUGGGUGGAGGUUGGGUUUUUUUCCUGAUUUCUCUGGAUUCACUUGUCUUGAAUCAAGUGUAGGAAGUCAAACAAAUCAAAGAACUAGGGCACGAUCCA
Condylura cristata (star-nosed mole) is the source of this 1539-nucleotide messenger RNA. It is a transcript of the gene BAAT, whose product is annotated as bile acid CoA:amino acid N-acyltransferase. NCBI's taxonomy places the organism in Eukaryota, Metazoa, Chordata, Mammalia, Eulipotyphla, Talpidae. Gene Ontology annotation, cellular component: peroxisome. Gene Ontology annotation, biological process: acyl-CoA metabolic process; fatty acid metabolic process. Gene Ontology annotation, molecular function: fatty acyl-CoA hydrolase activity. The record is from RefSeq and is a predicted model, not a curated record. Bases 92 to 1348 code for a protein of 418 amino acids. The transcript is spliced from 4 exons.